AGGCCUCACCCCGGCUGCCAGCUGGAGCAGCACCGGCGGCCGCCUGAGGGGCCUAUGGUUGGUUUCCGAAGGAGGAGGAGUUGGAAGUUGCCGCCGCCGCGGCGAACGCGGCGGCUAGAACAACCGCGCUGCGGGGAGAGACAAUGGAGGAGGCCUGGGCUGGGCGCCGAGCGGCCGGCCUGAGAGGACGGGUUCGGGAGAGAGACAGUGACGUGGCCGCCCUGGCCACGGUCACGCCCGAGCUCUUCGAGGAGCCCUUUGUGGCAGAUGAGUACAUUGAACGCUUGGCAUGGAGGACUCCUGGUGGAGGUUCCAGAGGUGGCAUGGAAGCUUUUGAUCCCAAAAGAUUGCAAGAAGAAUUUGUGAAUCAUAUCAAUGAACUGAAGUUACUAGAUGAACGAAUCCAAAGGAGGGUGGAAAAAUUGGAGCAACAAGUCCAAAGGGAAGCUAAGGAGUUUGCCAAGAAAGUUCAAGAGCUGCAGAAAAGCAAUCAGGUUGCUUUCCAGCAUUUCCAAGAACUAGAUGAGCAUGUCAGCUAUGUGGCAACUAAAGUCUGUCACCUAGGUGACCUGCUGGAGGGGGUAAAUACACCAAGGCAACGGCUAGUAGAGGCUCACAAACUGAUGAAAUACUUUAAUGAGUUUCUAGAUGGAGAGCUGAAGUCUGAUGUUUUCACCAAUCCUGAAAAGAUUGAAGAGGCAGCUGAUAUUAUCCAGAAGCUGCAUCUGAUAGCACAGGAAUUACCUUUUGACAGGUUUUCUGAAGUAAAAUCUAAAAUAGCAAGUAAGUACCAUGAUUUAGAGUGCCAACUAAUCCAGGAGUUUACGAAUGCACAAAGAAGGGGGCAAAUCUACAGGAUGAGAGAAGUAACGGCAGUUUUGCUUCACUUUAAGGGCUAUUCCCACUGUGUUGAUGUGUAUAUAAAACAGUGCCAAGAGGGUGCCUAUUUGAGAAGUGAUAUUUUUGAAGAUACAGCCAUUCUUUGCCAGAAUGUGAACAGACAAGUUGGAGAUAUAUUUAGUAGUCCAGAGACUGUAAUGGCCAAACUUAUUCAGAAUAUCUUUGAAAUCAGACUUCAGGGUUAUAUAAAAGACCAGUUAGAAGAACAUAAGAAAUCAGAUGCAGAACAAUAUCUUCAGAGUCUCUAUGAACUGUACACAAGGACUACUAAUCUUUCAAGCAAAUUGAUGGAGUUUAACUUGGGCACUGAUAAGCAGACUUUCCUGUCUAAGCUUAUCAAAUCCAUCUUUGUUUCCUACUUGGAGAAUUACAUUGAGGUGGAAAUUGGUUAUUUGAGAAGCAGGAGCUCCAUGAUUUUGCAGCGCUAUUAUGAUUCCAAAAACCACCAGAAGAGAGCUAUUGGAAGUGGAGGCAUUCAAGACCUCAAAGAGAGAAUACGACAGCGGACCAACCUGCCUUUGGGCCCAAGCAUUGAUACCCAUGGUGAAACUUUCUUGUCCCAGGAUGUUGUGGUUAAUUUAUUACAAGAAACUAAGCAAGCUUUUGAAAGGUGUCAUAGGCUUUCUGAUCCUUCUGAUUUGCCAAAGAAUGCUUUCAGGAUUUUCUCUUUGCUUGUGGAUUUCUUGUGUAUUGAACACAUUGAUUAUGCUGUGGAAACAGGGCUGGCUGGUAUUCCUUCUCCAGAUGCCAAGAAUGCAAAUCUUUAUUUCCUGGAUAUUGUAAACCAGGCUAAUACCAUUUUUCAUCUUUUUGAUAAGCAGUUCAAUGACCAUCUGAUGCCACUGGUGAGUUCUUCUCCUAAGCUUUCUGAAUGUCUUCAGAAGAAAAAGGAUAUCACAGAACAAAUGGAGGUGAAAUUGGAUAUGGGCAUAGACAGGACACUGAAUUGCAUGAUUGGACAGAUGAAGCACAUCUUGGCAGCUGAACAAAAGAAGACCGAUUUCAAACCAGAAGAUGAGAACAAUGUUCUGAUUCAGUACACUAACGCCUGUGCCAAAGUCUGUGCCUAUGUUAGAAAGCAAGUGGAAAAGAUCAGGAAUUCUAUGGAUGGCAAGAAUGUGGACAGUGUUCUGAUGGAGUUUGGUGUUCGUUUCCAUCGCCUCAUCUAUGAGCAUUUACAGCAAUAUUCCUAUAGCUACAUGGGUGGCAUGUUGGCAAUCUGUGAUGUGGCUGAAUACAGAAAGUGUGCCAAAGAGUUCAAGGUUGCGUUGGUUUUGCACCUUUUUGACACGCUCCAUUCCCUUUGCAACCUCCUUGUUGUAGCCCCAGAUAACUUGAAGCAGGUCUGCUCAGGAGAGCAGCUGGCUAUUCUAGAGAAGAAUAUUCUCCAUUCCUUUGUACAGCUCCGCUUUGACUACAGAUCUGCUCGUCUUGGUCGCCACUUCAGCUGAGCACGCACGAGAAGCAAGCCAAGCAUUUACAAGGACUUGGUUUAUCAGACAGCACACGAUGGUGGCUUUUGAGUGCAAAAUAGGUUGUGGAAGUUGCUCAGAUGAACAAACUGUCAUAACUAAAUUGGUCUUUUCCACUGUCCUGUUUUCAUCUUGCUUCUGGAAUAAAUAAUCUUAUCAGGUUCCUCCUAAA
Messenger RNA from Candoia aspera, 2544 nucleotides. RefSeq names its product exocyst complex component 5 (gene EXOC5). Bases 144 to 2351 code for a protein of 735 amino acids. The transcript has 18 exons. Lineage: Eukaryota; Metazoa; Chordata; Lepidosauria; Squamata; Candoiidae. The record is from RefSeq and is a predicted model, not a curated record. Gene Ontology annotation, cellular component: exocyst; cytoplasm. Gene Ontology annotation, biological process: exocytosis; Golgi to plasma membrane transport.